Messenger RNA from Homo sapiens (human), 589 nucleotides. It is a transcript of the gene TMEM244, whose product is annotated as transmembrane protein 244. Gene Ontology annotation, cellular component: membrane. Bases 128 to 514 code for a protein of 128 amino acids. The record is from RefSeq and is marked validated. Lineage: Eukaryota; Metazoa; Chordata; Mammalia; Primates; Hominidae. The transcript is spliced from 5 exons.
ACUACUGCGUCUCACACUUAGUCUCCAGGAGUAAUUGAAAAGCUCACGGUGACAAUUGUGUCUUCUUCCAGAUGUCAUCGCUAUAAGGAGUGGGGCUUUCAUCACCUCCUUGACGUAGGAUGUGUACAUGGCUCUCCAGGUCAGAGUUGCUCCAAGCAAGGUUGUUUUGCAGAAGUUUCUUCUAUGUGUCAUUCUUUUCUACACUGUGUACUAUGUGUCCCUGAGCAUGGGCUGCGUGAUGUUUGAGGUGCAUGAGUUGAAUGUCCUGGCUCCAUUUGAUUUCAAAACAAAUCCCUCAUGGCUCAACAUAAACUAUAAAGUUCUUUUAGUUUCAACAGAGGUCACCUACUUUGUUUGUGGAUUGUUUUUUGUUCCAGUUGUGGAAGAAUGGGUUUGGGAUUAUGCUAUUUCAGUCACUAUUCUUCAUGUUGCCAUCACUUCAACUGUUAUGUUGGAAUUCCCCUUGACAUCACAUUGGUGGGCUGCUUUAGGUAUAUCAAAAUUGCUUGUUUAGAUUCUCUAAUGCACAGAAAUAAUGUUAAAUAGAAUAACUGUGGAAAUAUAUUUUAUUUUCUCAUAGAUUUUACAA